AGUUUCGUUUAGAACUUCAUUCUACUUGCUUUGCAGCUUCAUUUUCUUCCACACAAAACUUCAUUUUUUUCUUCUCACAAUGGCAAAUCCAAAUCAAGAAAUCAAGUACACCAAGCUUUUCAUAAACAAUGAAUUUGUCGAUGCUAAAAGUAAGAAAACUUUCGUCACCAUCAACCCAGCGACAGGCAAGAAAAUCGCUGACAUUGCUGAAGGAGACAAAGCAGAUGUUGACUUAGCAGUUGAAGCUGCAAAGAAAGCAUUCGCUCGAGGUUCUGAAUGGCGUAACAUGGAUGCUACAACACGUACAAGGUUGAUGAAUAAACUUGCAGAUUUGAUCGAUCGCGAUUCUAAUAUAAUGGCAAACCUGGAAGCAUUAGACAACGGCAAAACUUAUGUAGCAGCGAAAGGAGACGUUUACUUCACAGCAAAACUCUUCCGUUAUUACGCUGGUUAUGCUGAUAAAAUUCAUGGCAACACAAUUCCAGUUGAUGGAAAUUUCUUCAGCUUCACUCGUAAAGAACCAAUCGGUGUUGUUGGUCAAAUUCUUCCAUGGAAUUAUCCAGCAUUGAUGGCCGCUUUUAAAUGGGCUCCAGUUCUUGCUACUGGUUGCGUGUCGGUUUUGAAACCAGCUGAACAGACGCCAUUGACAGCAUUAUACAUUGCAGCAUUAUCAAAGGAAGCUGGUUUCCCACCAGGAGUUUUGAAUGUUGUCACUGGAUUUGGUCCAACUGCUGGUGGCGCAAUUUCUUCACAUCCUGAUAUUCGUAAAGUUGCAUUCACAGGAUCAACUGAAGUUGGAAAAUUAAUCAUGGAGGCGGCAGCUAAAUCCAACUUGAAGAAGGUUUCGCUUGAACUUGGUGGAAAGAGUCCACUUGUUGUAUUUGAUGAUGUUGAUUUAGAUGAAGCUGUGCCACUUGCACAAGAAGCUGUUUUUACCAAUCAUGGUCAGAUAUGUUGCGCUGGUAGCCGAACAUUUGUUCAAGAGAAGAUUUAUGAUGAGUUUGUUAAAAGAUCAGUUGCACUUGCUAAACAACGUAAAGUUGGUAAUCAAUUUAAUGCCGAUACUAAACAAGGACCACAAGUCGAUAAAGAUACCUUUGAUAAGAUUAUCACAUACAUUGAUUAUGGCAAGAAAGAUGGAGCAAAGUUAGAAGUUGGAGGUAAACGUGUUGGAACCGAAGGAUUCUUUGUUGAACCAACUGUUUUUUCUAAUGUCACUGACGACAUGAGAAUUGCAAAAGAUGAAAUCUUCGGGCCAGUCCAAUCCAUCAUAAAGUUCAAGACUAUCGAUGAGGUCAUUGAAAGAUCUAAUAAUACAAAUUAUGGACUUGCUUCUGGUGUUUUAACAAAGAACAUUGACAAUGCCUUGACAUUUGCUAAUGCGGUCGAAGCUGGAACUGUUUGGGUCAAUUGCUUUAAUGCUACAGCUGUUAACACUCCAUUUGGCGGUUACAAAGAGUCUGGAUUUGGUCGUGAAUUGGGUGAAGAAGGAUUGAGUUCUUAUUUGGAAACUAAAUCAGUUUCAAUUAAACUUCCAUGCAGAAAUUAAACCGAGAUUUGAAAACAUGUUUUUGCAGUUCAGUUAAUCAUAUUUUUUGAAUAAAAUUUCAAUUUUUUAUUUUUAAAAACAAA
Messenger RNA from Clunio marinus, 1632 nucleotides. The record is from the annotation of a GenBank genome assembly. Lineage: Eukaryota; Metazoa; Arthropoda; Insecta; Diptera; Chironomidae.